Molecule: messenger RNA, 4983 nt
Organism: Chiloscyllium plagiosum (whitespotted bambooshark)
Lineage: Eukaryota; Metazoa; Chordata; Chondrichthyes; Orectolobiformes; Hemiscylliidae
Source: RefSeq, a predicted model, not a curated record
AGAGACUGAAGUGUGUUGAAGAUGUCCAGGAAACCUCCGAGCAGACGUGGUAUUACUUUUGAGGUGGGCGCAAGGCUUGAAGCACGUGAUAGACUGAAGAAAUGGUACACGGCGCACAUCGAGAAGAUUGAUUACGAAGAGGGGAAGGUGCUGAUUCAUUUCAAGCGCUGGAAUCAUCGAUACGACGAAUGGUUUAGCUGGGACAGUGUGUACCUUCGGCCUUUAGAGAGACCGCUGCUGCGGAAAGAGGGGGCGAAGCUGGAUGAGCCCAUCGUGGAGUUCCGCCCCAGUGAACAAGUGUUGGCCUGCUGGUCUGACUGUCGCUUCUACCCAGCUAAAGUUAUAUCAGUCAACAAGGAUGCUUCAUACACGGUGGAAUUCUACGAUGGCGUUGUGCAGACUGUGAAGAAAAUCCACGUCAAAUCUCUUCCCAAGAGCUCGCGGGACAAGAAUGCUGCAAGUGGUAGGAAUAAAGAAAAUGGCUCCGGCAGUGCAAGACAAAGGGAGAGGUUACGGGACAGGGCUCCCUCAUCCCUUGCGGAUGAGCGGGUCAGGGAGAACAAGAUUGUGGAGAAGAAGGAGGAAGAGGCCAAGCCAGCUGUGCCUGAAGUGGAGCAAAAGCCUUCUCCCGAAGCCUCUCGGGAGCAGGCUGAGCAGCCAAAGAGCUCGCCAGAGGCACCGUCGCAGAAGAGCUCUCCAUCUUCCAGUGAGCUGGGAAAACCAGAGGAGAAGAGAAAGCGCGGGAGGCCUCCGUCUGUGGGGCUAGCAGGCAGCCAUUCUAAAGGGGCUGCACGUCAGAACGAUCGCAAACCACUUCCACCACACCAAGGAGGCUCGGGAACUGGGAAGAGGAAGUCUGCCUCAGAUGUCUCAUUGCAGCCAAAGCACACCAGGCUUAGCAAGACCGCAGGCCCGCGGCAGUCCACGGGUGAGCAAGGACAGAGCCAGGCCAGAAGGAGGUCUUUACGUCUCGCUUCUGGGGACAGCAACUCCUCGUCGAUGGGUGGCCAGGCCGAGGGAGCAGAGACACGGAGCAAGACCAAGGAGCAGGAGAAGGUCGAGCAAGCAGCAGCAGGAUCUGAACCCUCUGCCCAGGUACAACAGGCUCCUUCUAUCAAAGCGCAGUGUUCCUCAGACACUGCCCCCAAAACCUCCACAUCCGAGGCCGUUACAAGCCCUAAGCACCAAACCGGUGAAGCAGCCACGCUGAGUUCCUCAGUGCCGAGCGCGGAGCCGAAGGCUCCUCCCAAGGAAGCUGCUCCAGUUGUGAAGCGUGUGCCACGAUCCCAGAACCCAAACAGAUACAGUAGGGAACCCUUGACGAGCAGCACUCCGAAUCCCGAGAACCACCUACCCCCCAAGGCGCUGAUCAUCGAGCUGGACCACAACAAGUUCAAGUGCAAGAUCCCAGAGUGCUCGAAGGCCUUCCGCAAGGCCAAGAUGCUGCACUACCACAUGAAGUACUACCAUGGCAUGGAGAAGGCCGAGCCGGAUCCCAGCUCCCCGAAAAGGAGCAUGCAGACACGGGGUUCCUGCGCAUCGGAGAGCGACUCGCUGCUGGACAGCCCCAAGCGACGGCGCACCACCUCGGGCUGUUUACAAUGGUCGCAGCAAGCGUCUCACAGGGGCUCGCAGUCCUCCAGCGCUGAGCUCCCACCUGGCAGGCUGGCGGAGAAACGGCGGGUAUCGACACCAUCCUCCCUGGACGUCGCGGCACAGUCCAGGCUCUCGGUCCGUGAGAAGACGAAGGAUAGUCCGACCGAGAGGUCGCAUCAGAAGCUGCAAGACCGGGAAAGCGGGUCACGGGAGAGGAGCAAAGAGAAGAAGCUGCGCGAUUUUCUGAAGGUCAAGCUGAAGAAAAAGAAGAAGAAGAAAAAGAAGUCCAAAUGUGAGUUUUCUGGCAGUGAAGAGAACGUAGAUGUCUCCAGAGAUUUCCCACCGAAAAAAUCCACGUUCCCUUCAACCAGAUCGUCGUCCUCUUACAAAUAUCCCUUCUCUCAUAAAUAUACGUCCUUACGCAGUUCUGACUCUGGAUACUACAUAGAAGGGCUGAAAUUUGAUGACAUUUCAGAUGACGACCCAACGAGUGACUCUUCGACGGACAGCCUGCUGUGGAGCGAAGACGACUACAGUCAGGACGUGGAUGUGACCACGAACCCCGAUGAGACUGGCGAUGGCGACGACAGCCAAUUAGAAAUUGUACGCUGCGUCUGUGAGGUGGAGGAAGAGAACGAGUUCAUGAUUCAGUGUGAGGAUUGUUUGUGCUGGCAACACGGAGUCUGCAUGGGCCUACUGGAGGACAGCGUGCCUGAAACCUAUACUUGUUAUAUCUGCAGGGACCCACCAGAUCACCGUUUGAGCUCCAGGUACUGGUACGACAAGGAGUGGCUAAGCAGUGGCCAUAUGCAUGGCCUGACGUUUGUAAAAGAGAAUUAUUCCCACCAGAACAGUGGGAAGAUCAUUUCGACACACCAGCUACUGGGGGAUGUCCACAAGGUGAUCGAGGUGUUGCAUGGCUUGCAGCUGAAGAUAUACAUCCUACAGAAUAAAGACCAACCGGACCUGAAGUUGUGGUGCAAACCGUGGAGAAUCUCCUCAAUGGCCUUUGAGAAGCUGAGGGAGAGGCAGAGUGCGCCCAGCGAGGACAGCAAUAGCACGGUCAGUGCCAGUGCCAGCACACCGUGCCAGGCACAGAACGGCACAGCUGAGCGGCAGAGCAGGCUCCCCAUGAUCGAGGAGUCCUACAUCACCAACGAGCACUGUUACCAGAAGCCUCGGGCCUACUACCCAGCAGCAGAGCAGAGGUUGGUGGUGGAGACCCGCAACUCCACGCUGGAUGAAGGGAUCGGGAGGAUGAGGGAGAACGGAGACGAGACUCUGGCCGAGAGAUUCGGGCGGAAUCUCGACGACGACUCGGGCAGAUCUGACAUUGAGUUUUGCCGAGAGGAAACCAGUUCCUGCAAGGUCCGUGGCAGCAGCGGUGACACCUCCCCUGAGACAGAGCAGGAGAAAGAAAGCUCCGAGCUGAAGGAAGGUGGGAAUGAAGGGCCCGGUGACCCUCAGCUGCAGUGGCAGGUCAACCUACUGACCCACAUCGAGUCGUUGCAGGACGAGGUCUGUCAUCGCAUGGACUUCAUUGAGAGAGAGCUGGACGUUCUCGAGAGUUGGCUGGACUAUUCUGGUGAGCUGGAGCCACCUGACCCGCUGACCCGACUGCCUCAGCUCAAACACCGAAUGAAGCAGCUCCUCACUGACCUGGGCAAAGUGCAGCAGAUAGCUUCCUGCUGCCCCGUGUGAGACACACCAGGCACCCCCAAAGGACCAUUUGACCACCAGGACAUCGAGGCAGGGUCAGAGGUCGGUCAGCUUCAACAGCAGGAACGUGGCCGAAGGAUUACCGGGCUGUCAUGUGACUGGCCUUCACUCGGUACCGCGAGAUGAAUCUCGACUCCAGUUUCUGUUUGUAUUUCUUGUUCGGGGUUCUGGCCAUGCUCUGGUUGUUCUGACAGGGGAAGGGGGCUGACCACAAGCCUCCGUUCCAGUGAACCCGAGUCCAUCAUCUGUCUGCCCGUCUCCUGCUUGCUUUCACUCUUUUGGAACACUGUCAAGAGGGCAAGUCACCAUCCGGACAUUUUAGAGAGAAAAGGCUUUUUUUUUAAAGAAAACAGAAAAGUUGCAAAGAAUUAUUGGUGUAUUUAAAAUUUCCACGUUGACUCACCUUUGUCGUUUUGUUUUCUGGUUGAAGGAUAGAUCUCUCCUUGUGUUUUUUCAGGAAGAGGUCCUGGCCUGCUCUGAGCUGUAACAGAGUGGGUUUCCUGAGCGGCCUCUGGAGAGCUAUUGCAUAGACCAGCCAGGACUGAUUGUUUUAUGUCAAUUCUUCAGAGUUGUUCAUGCAAUCUGUAAUUGUUAAUUUAAUCCACCCAGGGUUGCAAAGUUUUGAUCUCACCCCUUUCAAAAGCACCUAAUAGUUUAUUAUUUCCCAAUUACAUCAGCUCCGUCGUUGUAGGGGGAGGUAGAAAGGCUGACUGUUUCUGCUUCAUGUUAAUGCUGUGUAAACAAAUGGGUUUUCAAUGAACCAAUGCAUCUUCCAUCGUGUGUGUCAGAGGGAGGGAGGGAGUCACGGCCCAAGCUCGAUGUUUUACUGAUGAUUCAUUCUUCUCAACUCCUUUGAAUAUUCUCCCCAAACCAGGCUGUGUCCACUCCCACAGGGGACAAUGUGAAGCUACCCAAGUGGUGACUCCAUUAUGGCAGUUAGCGUAAAGUAUAUACGCAAAUGUACAGUCAGGUUGGUGUGGAGGAACAGGAGGAGACCAUUCAGCCUCCCCUCGAGCCUGUUCCACACCACUGUGUCUAGUCUGUUCCUUAACACCAUACCCCCACUGUCUGGCUGUGUAACCCUUGCCUAACAAAAACUUGUCGACAGUUGAGUUAAAUAUUGCAGAUGCUGGCAAUCCGAAGUAAAAACCAACAUUGCUGGGAGCACUCAGCAGAUCAGGCAGCAUCAUUUGAGAGAGAGCAACAGCGCGGACAUUUCAGGGAGGUGACCUUUCAACAGAACUGAAUCUACUAGCAGUCAGGUGAUGUUCCAUUUUAAUUUUGGUCUAUAAAGAGAAGAGACAAUAGAUUUUCCCCAGAAAGGGAUACAUGUCCCUCUGUCUUUCUGCUGUGCAGGUGCUGGCUGAACAAUACAUAUCCACAUUUUCAGUUCUUUGCAGAUUCCUAAGAGAUUAAUUUGAGUGCUGCAGUCCUAAGAUAUGGAACUCGCUUUAACUGCCAGUGGCUAAGAAAGGAUUGCCAACUCAGGGGCAUAACAUGGUUUGCAGGAAAGGACACUGAGCGAGGAGUAAAUCACUGGCCCACUCUCUUCCCAUUCUCUGAUAAACUCAACAGAACUCCCCUCCUGACCUAUCUGUCUGUUUCUCUCCUCUGUCUCUCUUUCUUGCCCUCUCUUUCUUGCCCUCUCUUUCUUGCCCUCUCUUUCUC